This is a messenger RNA of Pseudo-nitzschia multistriata, 1440 nucleotides long. The record is from the annotation of a GenBank genome assembly. Lineage: Eukaryota; Bacillariophyta; Bacillariophyceae; Bacillariales; Bacillariaceae.
CCUUCUUUCCAACGACGGCGUUGCAUCGGUGUGUUGCAACGAAUCGGGCCUUCGAUCGAACUACGUAUAGUAUUCCGCGAAGCCGAAGCCUAGGCCGCAGCCACGACCCUCCGCGAAAAAGAGACCCCUGCCAUGCGCGAAAGAACCGGUGCUCGCUUUUGCUGGCUUCCCUUGGCACUCGCUGCUUUCGCCCUGGCCGUCGCCCUGGUCCCGCCGGCCCUCUCCCUGGCCUUUGGCGGGUACUGUACCCGCUGCGGCACCCACCACACGCUCCCGACCACGGAGGCCGCCAAGCGGGCGGCCCUCGACCUGAGGGACCGGAUGGUCCGGAGCGGGAGGAUCGACAUCGACGAGCUGCCGGGAGACCUCCGAGCAAAGCUCCUGGCGCCGCCGCUGGGCGAGAGCGGCAGCAACGGCAGCAGCAGCAACACGGCAGGGGAUCUCACCGGCAUCCCUUCCGCAUCGGACCUUGGGCUGGAUCCCUCGCUCGCCACCGAGCGCCUCUACGAGCGACGGGGGAAAAUGUUCGGGGUGCUCGUCUGUGAGAAACCCUCGACCGACGGCGACAACACCGGAGACGGGAGCGAAACCGUCGUCCUCAAGGCCUACGCCGGCAAGAUGGGGGGCCGGUGGAACCUCCGAGGAUGGGCACCCCUCGUGGGAAGGGUCCCCGAGGAAAUCCCCGAGUUUCGGAGGCUGAGCGCCGCCGUGACGGAAAAGUUCGCGGAGAUCGAGGAGGCCUCCCUGUCGCCCGGGGACGGGAGCACCGCCACCCUCGCGAAGCUGAAGGCCGAGCGGGCGGCCCUGUCGGCCCGCGCCAUGGAGGAGAUCCGGCGCCACCAGCUAUUGACGAACCUCCGGGGGGACACCACCUUGCCGAUCACCGCCGCCUUUUUGAGGGGGAGCACCCGGCUGCCGGGGGGGACCGGGGACUGCGCCGCCCCCAAGCUGGUGGCCGAGGCGAUCCGGAGGGGCCUCCGCCCGGUGGGCAUCUGCGAGGUCUUUGUGGGGGCGACCGGGGGAAUGUCGACCACCAAGGCGGACGGGGAGUUCUACGACGCCUGCGAGUCGCGCUGCGAGCAGAUCGCGGGCUUUCUGCUGUGCGGCCUGGACGACCGGUGACGAGCCGCGCCGAAUCGAACCGAGCAGUGCGAUGCCGCGCUGGGGCGGGCCGCGUCUGCGGGGGGGGGAACAGACAGAGGCAGCCACGAACCAGGACCCGGGCAACGAGUCGCAACAAACGGUUCGUAGUUGUUGAGCAAGCGGGUUUCCGGUUUUUGAAACCGGCCUUCUCCGGAUUACAUCGGGGGUACUGCUCCUGCCUGUGGUGGGCUGUCAUCGUGUGGUGAGUACGAAUACUACUACUAUGGGUCGAUCCGAUUUGGUCACCAUGUUCCGGGGUACUCAUUGUUGUUGGAUCCAUAAAUCCAUUCAUUUCUU